Molecule: messenger RNA, 1434 nt
Organism: Labeo rohita (rohu)
Lineage: Eukaryota; Metazoa; Chordata; Actinopteri; Cypriniformes; Cyprinidae
Product: cytochrome c oxidase assembly protein COX18, mitochondrial
Exons: 7
Coding region: 188-1264 (358 amino acids)
Biological process (GO): mitochondrial respiratory chain complex IV assembly; protein insertion into mitochondrial inner membrane from matrix
Cellular component (GO): mitochondrial inner membrane
Molecular function (GO): membrane insertase activity
Source: RefSeq, a predicted model, not a curated record
UUUGCGACAUACAUGACGUCAUAUUCCAGCGACUUGUCAUGCUUUGCUCAUUUUGACAUUCCGAAUGAAAAGGAUAAACAUACUGGAAAAAAUUAAAAUGUUUCGAUACAGAUUAAACGCGCAAAUAAUGUGAUAAAUAACUUGCUUAUCUUAAGUUUGGAAGCGCAAACGAAGAGGUUCACCCAUAAUGAUGUGGCCGAAGUUUACCACGUCAACAGCCGUUGUGACCCUACGAAUGUGUCGCUUUGGCAACAUGGCAACACUGAGGCCUCACAUCAGAAGUGUGUCUCAGGGCCCCUCCUACCUGGACCCCAGGACUCACAGCAUCCGGCCUCUCUGCCGCAUAUCACCCCUCUUAGCUGGCCAUGCUUCCAUCACACUGAGCCCGGGGCGUCAGCCCAAAAGAACUAUAACCACAGACCGACCGAGCUGGUACGAGAGCGUUGCAGACUCUACCCCCGUACACCUCACAGAGCAACUCCUUGUGUCCGCUCAGCAGAUGACGGGACUGCCGUGGUGGGCCAGCAUCAUGUGUACAACGCUGGCCCUGCGUACCGCCAUCACUCUCCCCUUGGGAGUCUAUCAGGCCAUCAUCAUUGCAAAGGUUGAAGCUCUGCAGAAGGAGAUAGCUGUGUUGGCCCGCCAGUUAAGCUUCGAGAUCUCUGUAAAAGCCAAAGAGAAGGGCUGGUCAGAGAAAACGUGCAGAUUCCAUUUCAAGAAGAAUCUGAAACGAAUCGUAUCUGAACUUUAUGUUCGAGAUAACUGCCACCCAUUCAAGGCCAGUUUGCUAAUCUGGGUCCAGCUGCCCAUGUGGGUUUGUCUGUCUCUAGCCUUGCGUAAUCUCAGUCUGGGAAUGGGACAUGUUCCCCUUGCAUCAGAAGCAGGUUUGGCAACAGGUGGCGCUCUGUGGUUCCCUGACCUGACUCUCCCAGACUCUACCUGGAUCAUGCCAGUUUCUCUUGGCCUCAUUAACUUGCUCAUCACAGAAAUAUUCGCCCUCAGACAGCUAGAACCUUCCAAGUUCCAAAAGUAUGUGACGAACUUCAUCAGAGGAAUAUCUCUGGUGAUGAUUCCUAUAGCCGCCACAGUCCCGUCAUCUAUGGCUCUGUACUGGCUCAGCUCCAGCUGUGUUGGCCUGGCACAUAACCUGCUCCUGAGAUCCCCUCGCUUCCGGAGCGUCUGUCGGAUCCCUCCGACACAUUCAGACUCCGAAACGCCAUACAAGGACAUUGCAGCUGCAUUUGUAGCCAAAUACAUCAAAUAGAUGGAUGUUGCAAAUUAGAGCCUCACCUACUGAAAUUGCAGACAGAACAUGUGAAUGCCUGUGUGGUGGAUUCAUCCAAUCCGACACUGUUUAAACAUGUUUAUGAAAAACUGCUUUUGAAAAUACUAAAUAAUAAAUAGUGGUACAAUUUUAAGAUGAUGAUAAAAUUA